AUUUCAAGUAUCUAGUACCCCACUCCACUCCCCGCUAAAAAUGAUUGCCUUUAAAAUCUUCAUCGUCGCUGCGUGCAUCGUUUUUGCCAUGGCUGCCGAAGAGCAAAAGGAAGCCGUCGAGCAACAGGCAGCAGCCACCGAUUCUGACACCGGCAAGGAUCUGCAAACGGCCGAGGGUACCCUCGGAGCGUAUGGAGGUUACGGCGGACUUGGUUACGCUGGAUUCGGCUACGGCAAUGGAUUGUACGGAAACGGACUGUACGGUGCUGGAUACGGUGGCCUAGGUUAUGGUGGACUAGGCUAUGGCUAUGGAGCUGGUUACGGAGCUGGCUUUGGAGCUGGUUACGGAGGUUAUGGUUUGGGCUACCGUCAUGGUCUCGGAUACGGAGCAGGAUAUGGAGCUGGUUACGGACUUGCUUAUUAAUUUCUGUGUGCAAAGUAAAAUAUUUAAAAAGAAUUUUUAUUGAAUAUUUUUUUAUUGUAAUCUAAUGCAAUGGUGCGGAAUUAAAUAAAUAGUA
Daphnia carinata is the source of this 518-nucleotide messenger RNA. RefSeq names its product keratin-associated protein 21-1-like. Lineage: Eukaryota; Metazoa; Arthropoda; Branchiopoda; Diplostraca; Daphniidae. The coding region runs from base 41 to 424 and encodes 127 amino acids. The record is from RefSeq and is a predicted model, not a curated record. The transcript has 4 exons.